Candoia aspera is the source of this 1879-nucleotide messenger RNA. It is a transcript of the gene PEX5L, whose product is annotated as peroxisomal biogenesis factor 5 like. Gene Ontology annotation, cellular component: cytosol; peroxisomal membrane. Lineage: Eukaryota; Metazoa; Chordata; Lepidosauria; Squamata; Candoiidae. Bases 100 to 1866 code for a protein of 588 amino acids. Gene Ontology annotation, molecular function: protein binding. The transcript is spliced from 14 exons. Gene Ontology annotation, biological process: protein import into peroxisome matrix, docking. The record is from RefSeq and is a predicted model, not a curated record.
GUAGGUGAGACCCUGAAGAAAAAAUGGCUGUGGCUUCAAAAAUGCAAGCUGAUCUUUGCCUUGGGGAAAGGCUCUAGGGCGGCAGAUAAGGCUGUUGCCAUGGUGAUGAAGGAGAUACCGAGGGAGGAGUCUCCGGAGGAAAAACCCCUCCUUACUAUGAAAUCACAGCUUGUGAAUGAGCAACAAGAAAGCAGACCACUCCUGAGUCCUUCUAUAGAUGACUUUCUUUGCGAAACCAAAUCAGAAGCUAUUGCACGACCUGUGACCUCAAAUACUGCAGUUCUGUCAACAGGGUUAGAUCUCCUUGACCUCAGUGAACCUGUUUCCCAAACUCAAAGCAAAGUGAAAAAGCGGGAGAAUUCCUCAAGAAGGGACAGCUUGAAGGGGUCAACCCACAGAAGGAAGACAGACAAACUGGAUCUUACCUGUGUGGAUGCCGAGCAGAAAAUCCAACCACUCAAGGGUCCAGAGAAAUCAUUGGAUUUAGUCAAUAUUCAGACACAACUAGAAAAAUGGGAUGAAGUCAAGCAUCAUGGAGAAAGAGCCAGCAAAGGUUCUCCAGCCCCUGAGGGAAAAUCAUCAUCUUCUAAAACUCCACCAAAAGAAUUUGUGUGGUCGGCAGAAAACAGGUCCCAGCCUGAACUGGCCGCUGUUAAAACCACAGCGGAAUCUAUUUCAGCCACAGAUUUAGAAUUAGCCCCUGCACCAAAGGCCCGGUCAACCAAAGAGCAACGCUGGGGAGGAGCACUCCUAUCCCGAAAUCAUUCCUUGGAAGAGGAAUUUGAACGAGCUAAAGCUGCUGUUGAGUCAGACACAGAGUUUUGGGACAAGAUGCAGGCAGAGUGGGAAGAAAUGGCUCGCAGAAAGUGGAUUUCAGAAAGCCAAGAAGCACGAGGACAAGCGGCAGUCUCCAUUAAUGAGAAGGGCUAUUACUUUCACACUGAAAACCCCUUCAAGGAUUGGCCUGGUGCUUUUGAAGAGGGACUAAAAAAACUGAAAGAAGGACACCUGCCCCUCACCAUCCUAUACUUGGAGGCAGCUAUUCUCCAAGAUCCACAUGAUGCCGAGGCCUGGCAGUUUCUUGGAAUAACACAAGCAGAGAAUGAAAAUGAGCAAGGCGCCAUAGUUGCCCUCCAACGGUGCUUAGAGCUUCAGCCAAACAACUUGAAAGCCCUCAUGGCCUUAGCCGUGAGCUUCACAAACACUGGCCACCAGCAGGAGGCCUGUGAAGUCCUAAGAAGCUGGAUCAAGCAGAAUCCCAAGUACAGAUUCAUCUUCCGAAGCAAGAAAGGGUCUCCGGCACUGCCCAGGCGGAUGUCAAAGGCAGCUGAUGAAAGUUCACUGCUGGAAGAAGUGAAGGAGUUAUAUCUGGAAGGAGCUCAUCAUAACAGUGAAUUGAUCGACCCAGACUUGCAAACAGGACUUGGGGUGCUCUUUCAUCUGAAUGGGGAAUUUAACAGAGCAAUAGAUGCAUUUAGCGCUGCCCUCACUGUGCGCCCAGAGGAUUAUUCCUUGUGGAACCGUCUAGGCGCAACCUUAGCAAAUGGUGAUCGAAGUGAAGAAGCCGUAGAAGCCUACACUCGAGCUUUAGAAAUCCAACCUGGCUUCAUCAGGUCCCGGUACAAUUUAGGAAUCAGCUGCAUCAACCUGGGGGCAUAUAGAGAGGCGGUGAGCAAUUUCCUCACAGCUCUCAAUCUCCAACGAAAAAGUCGGAAUCAACAGCAGGUAUCUCAUCCGGUAAUUUCAGGUAAUAUUUGGGCUGCUCUCCGGAUUGCAUUGUCUAUGAUGGACCAGCCAGAACUUUUCCAGGCUGCUAAUGUGGGUGACCUGGAUGUGCUCUUAAAAGCUUUCAACAUCAAGUCUUAACUACACUCACUCC